Messenger RNA from Peromyscus maniculatus bairdii (prairie deer mouse), 1638 nucleotides. Lineage: Eukaryota; Metazoa; Chordata; Mammalia; Rodentia; Cricetidae. The record is from RefSeq and is a predicted model, not a curated record.
AUGGACAAGCCCCUUGCUUCCUCCAGUUUCCUGCAUCCUUUCCCCUGGCAAACCUUUAGUCUCAUCUCCAAGCUCAAAAAGUCUGACAAGAACACCUUGCUGGUGCCCCAGGUCCUGCAGCUGCCUCCCACCAAGAGAGACCAGCCGGCCUUCAGAGAACAAAGAAAAGAAAAACUCAAGGAAUAUCUGUCAACACGAAAAACAAUGUUUUCAUACAAACAAGAAAAUCAGAUAUCCAGAGAUCAGAAAGUGAAAAAGUCUGAAGAUCAGGUCCAAGAAGGGAAGAGAGUUCUGAUACUCAAAACAGAAAUGGCCGAUAAAGAAAAUAUUGGAAACACAAGAAACUGCAUUCCAUUAAAAGCUGGUGAUGUAACCAGUUCAGAAAGACACAACCUGAAGGAUAACAUUCAAGCUGUGCAGUUAUUAUCAACUCGAGGUGAUUUCCAAGGACAGAUGAUGACGUCAGACCAGGAAAGUCACCUUAAAGACAAUAAAAAGAUUCAAGCAACAGCAGAAAAGCCUAGACAGGAUGCUAACGUGCCCCAAAAACGAGUGCUUAGCUAUUAUCAUGGCCAGGUUGUUCAGUCCAAGAUUAAUGCAUUUAGAAAGCUUCCGAAUGUCAAAGGUGAGAAUCCAGCAACAAGCAAGAAACUUCCUGUUGCUGUGUCCAAAACCACAAAGGCUCAGUCUGUGCCUGCAAACGCAUCAAACGUGACUGCUACCACCAAGUGUGUCAACGCUAAAUCUGUGAGCACUACAUCCAAGAACACGCUUGUGCGACCACCCAUUAGAAGCCUCCACAGUGAUACCCAGGGCACUGUGAAACAGGGUCUCGGCAGGACCCUCGCCAAUGUGACUGUCAGAAAAGGGCCUUUUAAAAAUGAAUCACUACGAUCAAAACCGGUUGUAUCUGUUGUUGAUACCCGUCCUCAGGACAGAAAAAGAAAUAAGGCACUGUCAAGAAGCGUGACAUCUGAAGGUGUAGCCAGGACUAAUUUGUCAAAUACCAGACUGAUAGAAAAGUCAACAAAUACCGACCAGCGCAGAUAUACAGUAGCAGGAGCGACUGUUCAUAGAUCAGUUCUGCCCAAGGAAACCACAGAAGAGAGAAAAGCUCGAAUGACUGAGUGGAGAACUGGCAAAGGAAAAGGGCUAAAAAGGCCACCUAAUUUAAUAGCUAAUCAGUCUGAGCCCAAAGGGCCAAGUGAAAACCCAGUCGAGUCCUUUUGGACUACCAUGGCAGAAGAAGAUGAACAGAGACUAUUUAUUGAAAAAGUAAACAAGACCAUUUCUGAAUGCCUGAACCUGAUUAAUAAGGGAUGCCCAAAAGAAGGAAUUUUAGGCACAUUGAAUGACCUGAUUCAUAAUACUCCAGAUGCCAAAAAACUUGUUAAAUAUUGGAUAUGUCUUGUACGUAUUGAACCAAUCACAAGUCCUAUUGAAAAUAUUAUCUCAAUCUAUGAGAAGGCCAUUCUGGCAGGGGCUCAGCCUAUUGAAGAGAUGUGACAAACAGUCAUAGAUAUUCUAACAAUGAAGAGUCAAGAAAAAGUUAAUUUGGGAGAAAACAGUGAGGAGGCUCAUGCAACCAAGGGGACAUACCCAGGAAGUCAAAACUGAAGAAACAAGUGUCAAUCUAGA